Messenger RNA from Sphenostylis stenocarpa, 273 nucleotides. Lineage: Eukaryota; Viridiplantae; Streptophyta; Magnoliopsida; Fabales; Fabaceae. The record is from the annotation of a GenBank genome assembly.
AUGACCUUCCCAGAAGUUAAGGCGAAUGUGACGAUGGCUAGUUGUGGGGCGAUGCAACUUGCAGCAUGGGUUCCCUUCGACCUUUCACUUUCUCACGUGUACAUGAUUUUUUCCAUCAGUGUCCAAUUAAUUACCACGCGGAAAAAGGAGCAUUUCGCUGCAUUCAUGGGACUUUCCCAUGUGUAUGCAAAUGAUGACAAAAAGCAGAAGGAGGCUUCGAGCUUACUUCAAGCAAUGUUAUCGAUUGGUGAAAACGUCAACAACACAACCUAA